This is a messenger RNA of Aspergillus tubingensis, 1086 nucleotides long. Its product is annotated as NAD(P)-dependent alcohol dehydrogenase. The transcript has 4 exons. Gene Ontology annotation, biological process: D-sorbitol catabolic process. Gene Ontology annotation, molecular function: zinc ion binding; L-iditol 2-dehydrogenase (NAD+) activity. The record is from RefSeq and is a predicted model, not a curated record. The coding region runs from base 1 to 1086 and encodes 361 amino acids. Lineage: Eukaryota; Fungi; Ascomycota; Eurotiomycetes; Eurotiales; Aspergillaceae.
AUGGAGAACCCCUCAUUUGUCCUGCGCGACAUCAAAGACGUCGUCAUUGAAGACCGGCCCAAACCCAUCCUCAAAGACCCUCACGAUGUGAUUGUCCAUGUGGCACAGACUGGUAUUUGUGGAAGUGAUGUUCACUACUGGCAACGCGGUCGCAUCGGCGAUUUCAUCCUCACCGGACCCAUGAUCCUCGGCCACGAAUCCUCCGGCGUAGUUGUCGAAGUCGGCGACAAAGUCCGACACCUCAGACCGGGCGAUCGCGUCGCCAUGGAACCCGGCGUACCCUGUCGUCGUUGCGACUACUGCCGCAGUGGGUCGUAUAACCUCUGUGGUGACACCAUCUUCGCGGCGACCCCGCCUUGGGAUGGCACACUGGCCAAAUACUACGUCAACGCCGGUGACUAUUGCUACAAGGUGCCAGACCACAUGACUCUCGAGGAAGCAGCCAUGGUUGAGCCUGUAUCGGUCGCCGUGGCCAUCACCAAGACAGCUAACCUGCAAGCCCAUCAGACCGUCUUGGUUCUGGGCUGUGGUCCGAUCGGCGUACUCUGCCAGGCCGUGGCCAAGGCCGCUGGAGCAAAGACCGUCAUCGGAGUGGAUGUGGUUCCAUCCCGACUGGAAGUCGCCAAGUCGUACGGCGUCGAUCACACGUUCAUGCCCUCGCGGGCCGAGCCAGGCACAGACUCCAUGGUGCACGCGGUGCGGGUGGCCACACAGCUGAAGGAGGAGCUGGGACUGGGAGAAGGCGCCGACGUGGUGUUGGAGUGCUCUGGUGCUGAGCCGUGUGUCCAGUUGGGUAUCUAUGCCGCCCGCCGGGGAGCUACAUUCGUGCAGGCCGGUAUGGGCAAGGAGAACAUCACGUUCCCCAUUACGGCGGUAUGCACGCGUGGGUUGACCAUCAAGGGAUCGAUCCGUUAUCUGACCGGAUGCUACCCUGCGGCUAUUGAUCUGAUCGCCAAGGGCAAGAUUGAUGUGAAGCGGUUGAUCACGAACCGGUUCCCGUUCGAGAAGGCCGAGGAGGCAUUUGAGUUGGUCAAGGCGGGACGGUCGGAUGUGUUCAAGGUCAUGAUUGCGGGUGUGCAGGAGUAA